Messenger RNA from Mycosarcoma maydis (corn smut), 1125 nucleotides. RefSeq lists its product as uncharacterized. Lineage: Eukaryota; Fungi; Basidiomycota; Ustilaginomycetes; Ustilaginales. The record is from RefSeq and is a predicted model, not a curated record. Gene Ontology annotation, molecular function: oxidoreductase activity. The transcript has a single exon. Bases 1 to 1125 code for a protein of 374 amino acids.
AUGACUCAUCUUACUACGACAGAAUCGAGCAUCACCGUGCACCCUUUACCGCUUUCAGAGGGCUCAGCGGUGGACUUUGGCGCACAGCUCUGCAAUGUCGACCUCGAAACCAUCUCCGAGACUGACUUUGACGUGAUUCGCAAUGCCUUGUACACCCACCAGCUGGUGAUUUUCAAGGACCAAGCGCAACUUACACCAAAGGCGCAGUACGAGCUCACUCGCCUCUUUGAUCCAGUUUCGGAAAGCUACGGCCACGGCAAGGCAGUCGGCGCCAAGAGCGUGCUCCACCCCGACCUGAAAACCGUUCCGCAUCAGCCUCAAGUUCAGGUAAUUGGUAAUGGACCUGUUGCCAGCUUUGAAGGUCUUCAAAACAUCACACUCAAACAUCCGCAUCACCGUACUUUCCAUCGCGACACUAUUGCGCUGCAAGAUGACCGUAUGAAGACCAGAUUCUACCGCUGGCAUAUCGAUGCGGCGCUCUACGAUCUAGAGCCACCCAGGGUUACCAGCUUGCUUGCCGUCAAAGUCCCCAAGACGGGGCAUCAGCUGCUUUGCUAUGACGACGGUAGCAACGAUACGCUGACUGUGGCGCGAGGAUCGACAGUAUUUGCCAGCUCGUAUCGUAUGUAUGACUUGCUUAGCGAAGAGGACAAGAAAUUCGUGCGAGAGACCAGAGUGCAGUAUGCACCGCAUCCGUACGUAUGGAUGGCCGAUGCUAAAUCGCGCAGUGACGGGCUGGGUAUGCUGUCCGAAGGACGGGAAAUGCAACGUUCGCAGCUGCCCGAGGUCGACGAAAGCAAGGUGAAGAUCUAUCCCAUGUGCUGGAAGAAUCCAGUGACCGGAAAACUGGCGCUACAGGUGCAUCCGUCCGCUGUUGAGAAGCUUCAUCUUUCGGACGGCACUGUAAUUGAUGACCUUGAAAUGGUCCGAGACAUUGUUCACAAGCUGCAGAGGCCAGGAAUUGCACCGAAAUUCGUAUACGCCGUCGACUGGGAUGAAGGCGACCUCGCCUUGUUCAACAAUCACGGUGUACUGCACUCGGUUACAGGAUCUUUCGAGCCAGACGAGGUUCGGAUCUUCCGACAAUGCAAUCUGGCUGCCAGCGAGCCACCGCUAGAGCCUUGA